ACAUUAACUAAGAAGAGGCUAACAAAGUUCAAGAGAGGAUUAAGCAACAACAGGUAAAAGUGGGUGGGUAUUAGCCCACUAUGUAAGGCGGCGUCCACAAGAGAAAUGGGCGUGAGUCCUAAAGAAAAAGAGAGAGGGAUUUGCGUGUUCAUAGCCUACCAUCCUCUCAAAGCCCUGCGUGCUUGUGAGAUGGCUUGCUGGCUUUCCAGAGCAGCGAGUGAGAGAGUGGUUGAUCCAUGCCUCAACUCAAGUUUUUUAUACUUUUGGUGACAUUUUUUUAUUUUUUAUUUUUAUUUUUAAUUAAUUAUUUUUUGUUAU
Messenger RNA from Rubroshorea leprosula, 318 nucleotides. NCBI's taxonomy places the organism in Eukaryota, Viridiplantae, Streptophyta, Magnoliopsida, Malvales, Dipterocarpaceae. The record is from the annotation of a GenBank genome assembly.